Salvia hispanica is the source of this 1145-nucleotide messenger RNA. Its product is annotated as peroxisomal membrane protein 11C-like. Gene Ontology annotation, cellular component: peroxisomal membrane. Gene Ontology annotation, biological process: peroxisome fission. Lineage: Eukaryota; Viridiplantae; Streptophyta; Magnoliopsida; Lamiales; Lamiaceae. The record is from RefSeq and is a predicted model, not a curated record.
AAAAAAGAUUCCGUAUUGUGAAAUUCAAGACUAGAUGGGGUGAGGCACGACUCCCGGUGUAUCUAUCUACACUCUUAUCACCUCUUAAUUACUUAUAUACAAACCUAACAAUCCCUAAUUUCUCUAUACGCUUGAUUGUUGCUUGCUGCUUUCUAUCUUGUUAUCCAGGUCUAGUUACACACAACAUGUCGUUGGAUGUUGCCAGAGCUGAGCUUGCACUUGCUAUUGUGUAUCUCAACAAAGCUGAAGCCAGGGAUAAGAUAUGCAGGGCGAUUCAAUAUGGCUCCAAGUUUUUGAGUGCCGGACAGCCCGGCACAGCACAGAACGUGGACAAAUCAACCAGCUUGGCCCGCAAAGUCUUCCGUUUGUUCAAGUUUAUCAAUGAUCUCCAUGGCCUCAUUAGCCCACCAGCUCCCGGAACUCCACUUCCUCUCAUCUUGUUGGGAAAGUCCAAAAAUGCUCUCCUGUCCACUUUCUUGUUUCUGGAUCAAAUUGUGUGGCUGGGUAGGACAGGUGUAUACAAGAACAAAGAACGUACUGAACUGAUCGGAAGGAUAUCUCUUUUCUGUUGGUUGGGGUCUUCUGUUUGCACCACUCUGGUUGAGACUGGUGAAAUUGGAAGGCUUUCUGCAUCAAUAAAGAAGUUAGAAAAGGAACUGAAAAACACCGACAAACAUAAGAACGAGCAGUAUCAGAGCAAGGUUCAAAAAUCAAAUCAGAGAUCUCUGGCCCUUGUUAAAACCAUCCUUGAUAUUGGGGUGGCCGUUGGUUUGCUACAACUGGCUCCUAAGAAGAUCACCCCUCGUGUCACCGGAGCCCUCGGAUUUGUGACAUCGCUCAUAUCCUGCUACCAGCUGCUCCCAUCUCCGCCGAAGACAAAGACAAGCUAAAGUGAUGGUAAACAAAACCAGGAUGUCACGAAACAAUGAAGGUAUUUGAAAAGCUGUUACACGAAUUGGAGCAAUUCGCUGAGGGGUUUACUCUCAGUUCUGGUUGUGAAUUGUUUGUCUGUAAACAUUUAUACCAAUAAUAUAUAUAGCUUCCUAUAUUAUGUUGCUGUGUUGAAAACGAUAGUGUUUUACUUCAAACUAGUGCAGUUUUCUUUUACUACUACUUUCUAUUGAAACUUGGUUUUUCAGCUUCUA